Molecule: messenger RNA, 1777 nt
Organism: Condylura cristata (star-nosed mole)
Lineage: Eukaryota; Metazoa; Chordata; Mammalia; Eulipotyphla; Talpidae
Gene: CLIC2
Product: chloride intracellular channel 2
Exons: 6
Coding region: 317-1057 (246 amino acids)
Source: RefSeq, a predicted model, not a curated record
UUGGAGCCUCUGGAAACACCCCACCCUGCUAGCCAGUCUGUUUACGUAUGCCCUCAGGCUCCUCCCUAAUUCAAAUGUUACGGGGUAGAAGGAGAAAAGAACUCAAGAGCUGCUCUAAAGCAUCUAGAAUUCUCUGCAGCCUACCUCUUGAGAAAGGAGACUGCCUUGAGUUCUGACUCAGCCCAAUGCAAGCGGGGCGCCCCUCUUAAAGCACCAGCCUUCUGUAAGCCUUUGACUGAAACUGGAAGAGAAGAGUCCCAAGGACGGUGACCAGGGUGGACUCUGGGGACGGACAGUCAUCAAGAAAGACUGAGAAAUGGCAGGCGUGAGGCCCCACGUGCAAGCAGACCCUGAGAUUGAGCUUUUUGUGAAGGCUGGAAGUGAUGGGGAGAGUAUCGGAAACUGCCCCUUUUGUCAACGGCUCUUCAUGAUCCUCUGGCUUAAAGGAGUUAAAUUCAACGUGACGACUGUUGAUAUGACCAGAAAGCCAGAAGAACUGAAGGACUUAGCCCCAGGUGCCAAUCCGCCCUUCCUGGUGUAUAACAAGGAGCUAAAAACAGACUUCAUCAAAAUCGAAGAGUUUCUAGAGCAGACACUGGCUCCUCCAAGAUACCCUCACCUGACCCCCGUGAACAAGGAAUCCUUCACUGUGGGCUGUGACCUCUUCGCCAAGUUUUCUGCAUAUAUUAAGAAUCCACAAAAAGACGCGAACCCGGAUUUCGAAAAACCCCUACUCCGAGAACUGAAGCGUCUGGACGAUUACCUAAAGACCCCGCUUCUGCACGAGAUAGACGCAGACAGCGCCGAGGAGCUCACGGUGUCCAGGAGAUUAUUCCUGGACGGGGAUCAGCUGACGCUGGCUGACUGUAGCCUUUUGCCCAAGCUGCACAUUAUUAAAGUUGCUGCCAAGAAAUACCGUAACUUCGACAUCCCAGCGGAGUUCUCAGGGGUCUGGCGCUACCUCCGCAACGCGUAUGACCGGGAGGAGUUCGCCCACACGUGCCCUGAAGACAAGGAGAUCGAGCACACCUACGCCAGCGUGGCCAAGCAGAGCUAGAGCCGCCAUUUCCACAGAAAACCCCCUUCCUCAUCAGGUUUUGCUCGUCACCACAGUAGAAAACCUUUAGGCUCUGGGAGUGCGGAAGCGCCGUUUUCUCUGGCAAAGGAACGCUGUUCUCCGCAUCGAGCAGGCAGCCACAGGGGCCCUAUCUGCAAGGCCUUCUUAUUUUCGCUUCAACUUCUUCGUUCCCAUCUCAAAUGGCACGCGAUCAGCCACAACGUCUGCUUUUUGAUUGAGUCCCUAAAACGUGUCAUGUGUAAGCGCAGAUGCCCUCCUACUGCUUACAAGCACUAACAAAGCUGGCAGGCUGACCACAGGUCUAGGGGCGGGUCGAGCGGGGGGGCAGCCUUGGGGGCGAUGGGACACAGCUCAGUCCCGGCGUCGGGGGAGCCGGGGUGCCCAAGAAUGAACUACACAAGAAAAUGAAUGAAUGCGCUCGUUAAAAUAAAGAUCUCUAUAAACCAUUAAAGCAGUUUUGUAUUUUACUGCUGCAACGCACGAAUGAGUGUAUGAAAGUAGUGUACCCGCGGACAAACAGUGACGCCAGGGAACGAGCAUCUGGCAGGAAAACCCAGCUGUAGGAAGAGAGCAGCAGGUGGCAGGUGUGCCCAGGCCUCAGGUCUUAGGACACGGGACUGUGAUCCAUGUGACCAGAAGGCUGCUGCUAACUGAGCAAGCAUUUGUUCAAUACAACGCGAUAACAAUAAAAGAUCACAA